AACCAAAUCCCCUCUUCUCUUCUCCCACCUCGGAAUCUCCUCUCAAUUCAAUCCUCCAGACAGAGCCAUGUCCAUUCCCCUUUCCUUCAACCCCUAAACCAGACUCUACCCCUCUCUGGCUCUGCUCUCCUCCCUCGCCAUCAAAACCCUUGUCCCCUCAAAAUCAUGCUCUCCUCUUCCGCCCUUCUCACCUUCUUCCCAAUCUCUACCCCUCUCUCCCGCAGAAAUACCCUAGUCGGAGCUAACCACACCUCCGCUCGCUUCUGCUCCCGGUAGCAAUUUUAGGGCUUCCGAUUUCCUCCCCCUGUUUUUCCACUCUCUCUCCUUUCAAAAUCACUCAAUUCCUUCUUCUCGCACUGCAUUCAUGGAGGUCGGUGCGGGGAAGCCCAGCUUUCUGAGGAACAUUCUAGCGCGGGUGCUCCUCCUCGGUGUCUUACUCAUCGUCGUCCGUUUCGCCUACGUCGUCACCAUAACCGGGGAGUCUUGCAACGUCGGCAACUUCUGCUUCUUCCCCCUCCCGGAGAACUUCAAUUUCGUUGCCGGAACUGGAGUCGUCAACAAGGCCGUCCGAUCUCAGCCGGCUGGACAGUCGAGGAGUGAUCUCUACACAAGCAAAGACUGGAUCAAGUCCGUCCACUUCUACUCCUCCGUCUUCCAAGAUCUGAUCUCCGAAGGAUUCCUCUCCCCGGACUCCAAGUCUCUCUGCGUCGAGACGCCCUUCGGCCAGGAGGUCUUCGCUCUGAAGGAGAUUGGCGUUUCCGAUGCCGUUGGAAUUUACAAGAAGGCGUCGAAGCCGCUGGUGAUUUCCUCCAAAUUGAACCGCAUUCCGUUCGGCGGCGACACCUUCGACUUCAUUUUCUCUGGCGGAGGCCGAUUCGACGGGGUGUCUCGCCCGCUCGAUUUCGCAUCGGAGAUUUCCCGGACGCUGAAACCCGAAGGGUUUGCGGUGGUCCAUGUGAGGGCGAAUGAUACAUAUAGUUUUGAUUCAUUUCUUGAUUUAUUCAAUUCUUGUAAGCUGAUCCGGUCUCGCGAUGUCGACGGCUACGAUUCGUCGAUGCCGUACAUUCGAGAGAUCGUUCUGCAGAAACACAGUCAAAUUUUUCGCCGCCCGGGGAAAUCCCCUGCCGGCGGCGGUUCGGGAAAUAAGUGCUCGAUUCCUGGGCACAAGCUGGAGUUGGUCCGUGAUGCCGAGCCUCUUAUCAAACAGGAGCCACUCAAGCCAUGGAUUACACUGAAGAAGAAUAUAAACAACGUUAAGUAUUUACCAGCAAUGGCCGAUAUAAGCUUCAAGAACAGAUACGUGUAUGUAGAUGUUGGAGCAAGGAGCUAUGGUUCAAGCAUCGGGAGCUGGUUCAGGAAGCAAUACCCAAAGCAGAACAAGACCUUCGAGGUGUAUGCAGUUGAAGCUGACAAAACUUUCCAUGAGCAGUAUAAGCUGAAGAAAGGUGUCACGUUGCUGCCUUAUGCUGCUUGGGUGAAGAAUGAAACUUUGUCGUUUGAAGUCCAUCGGGAUCCUGGGGAACAGGUUUCGGAUAAAGGGAGAGGGAUGGGGAGGAUUCAACCGGUGAAAUCUUCUUCCUCUGGUGGGGGAUUCGAUGGAGUGGUUGAUGAGAUCGAAGGGUUUGAUUUCGCCCAGUGGUUGAAGAGGACGGUGACAGAGAAGGACUUCGUUGUGAUGAAGAUGGAUGUGGAAGGGACCGAGUUCGACUUGAUUCCGAGGUUGUUCAAAACUGGAACGAUUUGUUUGAUUGAUGAACUGUUUCUUGAAUGCCAUUACAAUAGGUGGCAGAGAUGUUGCCCUGGAGUGAGGAGCCCCAAAUACGAGAAGACGUAUGAGCAAUGCUUGGAUCUGUUCACUUCUCUAAGAGAAAGUGGAGUUCUUGUCCAUCAAUGGUGGUGACAAUUUGGGUAACGCUUUCAAUACUUGUUUUUGUAAAAGAAAAACCCCCCUUCGCGAUCUUCUUGUUGCCUGGAAUGCUUCAGUCAUAUUACUACAGUAGCUAAAAUAGUACUACUAGGUUUAGCAUCUUUUCUCUCUCUCUCUCUCUCUCUCAUUUCUACACAAUAUCUGCAAGUUUCAGCAGCAAAUGAAAGUUCAAAGUUCCGACUUCUUCAAAUACUUGUUUUCUUUCUUGGACUGUGAUGCGUGGUUAUGUUUGUACCACUUUGUUAUGUUCUGUGUAUAGAAAGAUGAACACCGAUAUUUGUAGUCUCUUGUCUUGUGCCAUUCCUUUUUCAGAUGAGUUUGGAUCAAAGAUGGACGUUCUUUGGAUGUUAGGAGGAGAAUCUUUUGGUGAGAUUGUUGUUAGGUACUUUUUAUAUUGGGGAAGGAUGAUGGAUACAAUGGUAGCUAUUCUGCUUUUUCAGUAUGGUAUGGUGAUGAAUGCUGCUCUCUGUGGUGUUGUCGAAUAGAUGGUGUCUAAAAGGCAUUGCAUUUGGGCUACACUGCACGUGUAGUUUCAGUUCUCUGAAUGCCCUCUAAUUGAACUGGAAUUUAUUGCUCGUCAAAGGAAGGCUUUCUUCUGCCUUGCUCAAACUGCCUAACCCAGAAUGAUUGCAGAAUCCAUUUAUUCACUGAACCUAGUGUCUUUUGAGCUAAGUGAGUAUAUUUUUGGUUGCUCUAAAUUUGAUUGGUGAAUGAUUUUUAAUAUCUUGGUUGGGAUUUGAUUCUGUGUAAUAUUGCUUGCUUCUUAUGGGAUGCAAGGGAUAACAUUCCUGAUGGUGAUGAAUUGUGUGAAAAGUUGGACUAGGGAUUCAGCGAGCCAUGUUAUGUAUGUGGGAAUCAAGGCAGGCACACAAACAAGAAAGUGUGAGAGUAGAGCGAUGAAAUCUUUCGUUUCAAUCCCAAAAGAUAAUCUCUAUUGCCGAGGUUGCUGUGCAUUUCCACACAUUCUUCCGCUUCCAACGAGGUUCAUUGCGAAAUAGCCGCAGCAUCCACCUUCAGUUGUAGAGAUUGUAGACACCACAUUUUGUCCGGAUUCUUCAUAUAAUUUAAAUUGGGAUAUUUGGUUCAUUUAAGUUGGAAAAUAAUAAUGAGUUUGACCUUGA
Messenger RNA from Linum trigynum, 3048 nucleotides. The record is from the annotation of a GenBank genome assembly. NCBI's taxonomy places the organism in Eukaryota, Viridiplantae, Streptophyta, Magnoliopsida, Malpighiales, Linaceae.